GCCUUCAUCAUGUUGUUACAAGCGUGUGUUUUAAUUUUCUGUAUUGUGAGCAUCAAUGCCAUGACCGCGGAUAACGAAGACGCUUUUGAUUGUCCAGCAAACGAAAGAUACGUCGAAUGUGAGUUGGCAGUUUGUGAGAAAUAUUGUACGGACCUCGGAACUCCUCUAGGAUGCCCUGGAUUAGCCCCAGGCUGUUACAUGCCCGCCUGUGUGUGCAAAGAUUACUGGUUGAGAAACAAAGAUGGGAUCUGUGUGCCUUAUCAAGAUUGUGACAAGGCAAUGCGAAUCGACAAUCAACGAGGUGCAAUAUUAUUUUAGUAAAUGUAUAAUUACGUUAAACGUUUAAAAAAUAUUGUUAUAAUUAUUAAACGAAUAAUUAAAAGCUACGUAUGUUCA
Molecule: messenger RNA, 396 nt
Organism: Pieris rapae (cabbage white)
Lineage: Eukaryota; Metazoa; Arthropoda; Insecta; Lepidoptera; Pieridae
Product: venom serine protease inhibitor-like
Exons: 3
Coding region: 10-318 (102 amino acids)
Source: RefSeq, a predicted model, not a curated record